Molecule: messenger RNA, 1167 nt
Organism: Closterium sp. Naga37s-1
Lineage: Eukaryota; Viridiplantae; Streptophyta; Zygnematophyceae; Desmidiales; Closteriaceae
Source: the annotation of a GenBank genome assembly
AUGAGGCUGCGGCGGGGUUCGCUGCGCGGCAGCGGCGCGCGCGCGGGCGGCGACACGCCCCGGUAUCUGGUGAACUCGCUGGCGGUGGCGUUCGUGGUGUCGCUGCUGUUCCUCUACCGCCUGCAGCGCCAGGAGCGCCAGGAGCAGGCGCAGCAGCAGCGCGAGGAGCAGCAGCAGCAGCACCCCGCGCUCGACAUCGAGGGCGGGGGAGGGGGGAGUGGGGGGGAUGUCACAAGCGGCGUUGGUGAGGGGGCGAGGGAGUUACGCGUGAGCGGCGGUGGGGCGGAUGCUGGCGGAGGUGGCGGGGGGACGGAGAGCGACGCAGGAGGGGACGAGGGGGGCGGACGUGUGCGGAGUGACGGUGGUGGUGGCGCAGCUGCGGGAGGCGGUGGUGAGGGCGGUGGCAGGGGAGGGACGGCCGACGAUGGCGGGGCAGACGACAAGGCGCGGGAGGUGCGUGGAAAGGAGAGUGGGGAGUCGUCUGGAGGAGAAGUAGAGGCAAGUGCAGGUGGCAGCACCAAGGCCGGUGAAGACAGAGGCCCGAGCAGUGUGGCAGAGAGUAGUGAGGGCGAGAGCGAAAGCAGCGGGGAUGGUGGUAAGCGUGAGAGUCUGACUGAUGGUGAGGAGGAGGGCACGGGAGGCGUGGGGAGCACAGGCGAUGGGGAGAGUGAGAAGGGCACGGGGAUGGCUGAUCAAGAAAUGGGCAGUGAUGGGGGGCAUGCGGAGGGGCAAGGCGCCGCAGAUGAGGCUGAGGGGGGCGGUGCUGGAGGCGGGCAAGGCAAGGGCGUGGGGGGUGGUAAGGAGGCAGAGGAGGAGAGCGAUACUGGAUCCGGUGCUGAGAGGGGAGGGGAGGCGAAGGAGGCGGAGGAGGGGAGUGGCAUAGAGAGCAGUGCAGUGAAUGGGGGUGGCGAUGUGGGAGCUGCAGGCAUGGAGGCAGACGCAGGUGUUGCGACGGAGCAAGGGAGGAGUGGUGAUGAGGAUGAUGGUGGGAGUGCGAUUGUGAGUGGUGGCAAAGCGGGCAAGAGUGAGGACGUGGAGGCGGGUGAUGCAGUGGAGGAGGGGAGGGUGAAGGCAAAGAAGAAGAAGGCUUCGGGCAAGAAGAAGAGCAAGAAGGGCAAGAAGCGGAAGAAGAAAAAGAGCAAGAAGGCUAAGGUUGCUGAUGAGUGA